GCUGUUAUCGCUAUGAUCUUGUGUAGGAAGAGAUCCGUUUCAUGAUCAAUCCUGAAUUAAUUGCUGGCAUGCUUUUCUUGCCUUGCAUGGAUGACAAUGAGGCUAUAGAAAUUUUUGGUGCGGAAAGGUUUUCAAAUUAUACUGGGUACGCCUCUUCUUUCCAUUUUGUGGGCGAGUGUGUGGAUGAAAAACCAGUCGACUCCAUUGGCAGGCGGAAAACAAGGAUUGUUGCAAUUGAUGCAUUGUGCAGCCCAGGAAUGAGACAGUAUAAACCUGAAUGCCUUCUCCGGGAGACGAAUAAGGCAUUCUGUGGAUUUUUUGAUCAAUCAAAGCAGCAUCUGUACCAGGAAACAUUUCAAGUGGAAGCAUUUUGUGGGGAUAAGACUGCUCAAGAAGUUGAAGGCCUCAGUGAUGGGGCUGAGAUUGUCCAGAUGGACAAACCUCUAUGCUCUUCUGAGGGACUAAAUGAGGAAGCAUCUAUGGCUAAAUUGAUCAAUAAAUCUCAUAUUGAGCAGAGUAGACAGGCUAAAGACCCAAAAAAUGAUGUUGGGAUUGUAACAGGAAAUUGGGGCUGCGGUGCUUUCGGGGGAGACCCUGAACUUAAGACUAUAAUUCAGUGGCUUGCUGCUUCACAGGGUGUUGAUUAUACACUGGGCCAGUUUGUGAUGCAGAGCUACGGAUAUACCAGCGCAGGUAGAAGAAUCAGUCCCCUAUUUGAGUCCCAUUGGUUUAAGGCAUUUAGACCUUUCAUUUUAUAUUGUACAUUUGGAGAGGAGGCCUUACGGAAUAUAGAACAGGUGACUCAAUGGAUAGUGUCGCAUGAAUGGACGAUAGGAGAUCUAUGGGACAUGUUAUCACAGUACUCAUCUCAGAGAUUGAAGGGUGAAACUGAUGCUGGUUUCUUCACAUGGCUCCUUCCAUCUUUGACUACAUGUUGCUCUUUUUUUUCUUUUUUUCAUAGAAAAAGUAAAAAAUGUAUUGAAGUAAAGAAGUGAACAUUGUUAUCUGGAUUACAGACGGACAUAAACAAUUUCCUAACCAUAGCAUUGUAAGCUAUAUUGGCCAAAAAAAUCACCAUGUCAUCCUUAGGCCUGAGCGAAAAGGAAAGACUAGGGAGAAUAUUAUAGACAUCUAGUAAGAGGGGAACUACGCUCCAAGGCCAUGAGGUGUUUGUAAGGUCAAAAAAGAGUAUAUGUCUUUAGAAUUGCAUUAAACUUCCUACAUGCUGCUCCUUUAUGUCUGAUGAAAGUUGUAAAUCAGGAUGAUAUUCAGAUUAAUGACAGAAAUAAUGAAUGAACAUUUUCCUAGA
Macadamia integrifolia is the source of this 1309-nucleotide messenger RNA. RefSeq names its product poly(ADP-ribose) glycohydrolase 1-like. The record is from RefSeq and is a predicted model, not a curated record. Gene Ontology annotation, cellular component: cytoplasm; nucleus. Gene Ontology annotation, molecular function: poly(ADP-ribose) glycohydrolase activity. The coding region runs from base 42 to 995 and encodes 317 amino acids. Gene Ontology annotation, biological process: regulation of DNA repair; carbohydrate metabolic process; ATP generation from poly-ADP-D-ribose. NCBI's taxonomy places the organism in Eukaryota, Viridiplantae, Streptophyta, Magnoliopsida, Proteales, Proteaceae. The transcript has 7 exons.